AGCCCGUAGAGAUGGAAGACGAACGCUGCACGAGCGUGUGCGCGUUACGGUCCGGUCGGUCUAAGGCCGGCAAAAAGAGCAUUAAAGUUACAAUUGUUUAACGGAAAGGAUCGCGAGAGCGACGCAAGAUGGCAAUACCGUACGAGCUUUUUCCUUUCCACCAAGCGUGACGCGUAUGCGCGCAACAACAAACCGAUCGUGAGAUGAACUCUGCGAGCAAGGUCGGUGAGAUUUUCACCGCGGCCGGAGCUGCCUUCAACAAGCUCGGCGAGCUGACGAUGCAACUGCAUCCAACGACGGACUCACCGGCAGGUAAAUGGACUGACGAGGAAAUUGAGAUGCUCCGUCACUCGGUAAAGACCUUCAGCGAAGACUUGAACAAAAUAAGCGAACACAUCAAGGGACGAACGGUCUCGCAGAUUCGGACAACGUUGAAGAAGAAAGCGUUCGAGGAAGCGGGUGUGCCGAUAAGACAGCAAACUCAACAGUCUACGGUGGUGCAACAGCAGGGAUCCAAACAACAGCAAAGCGGCGGUAAUCAGGGUCUGAUCGGAAAGUCCGCGGAAGUUACAUUGAAUAUGUUAAAUGCACCCGAAUCGGAGGUGGACGUCGAAGGACUACCCGAGGAUUGUCAAGUGAAGCUCGAAUUCGAAGGUGCCACGGAAGAGGUAGCUUCCUAACUUUCCACGACGUAUCUCGCUCAUUAUUUUAACCUACGAGUCGGAAGCGAAGCUGCGAUCGUUCUUGUACGCUCGAUUGAGUCGAGUCCGAAGCGGAUACGAUAAAUAAGAUCUUUUUCAAAUAAACUUUAUCGAAAAAAACA
Messenger RNA from Vespula pensylvanica (western yellowjacket), 823 nucleotides. RefSeq names its product chromatin complexes subunit BAP18. Bases 204 to 680 code for a protein of 158 amino acids. Lineage: Eukaryota; Metazoa; Arthropoda; Insecta; Hymenoptera; Vespidae. Gene Ontology annotation, cellular component: NURF complex; MLL1 complex. The transcript is spliced from 4 exons. The record is from RefSeq and is a predicted model, not a curated record.